Messenger RNA from Ixodes scapularis (black-legged tick), 1155 nucleotides. RefSeq lists its product as uncharacterized. The record is from RefSeq and is a predicted model, not a curated record. NCBI's taxonomy places the organism in Eukaryota, Metazoa, Arthropoda, Arachnida, Ixodida, Ixodidae. The transcript has a single exon. The coding region runs from base 1 to 1155 and encodes 384 amino acids.
AUGUGCUGCUUGGGCGCUGUGCUCAAGCACCUCCAGGAACAAGCUGGCCACACGAGUGACCUGCUGUAUGCGGACGCAGGACCAACCAUCUUCUUCAUGGACUCUGUGUACCACUGGUUCAUUUUGCAUGAUACCAGUAACUGCACACAACACAUACACCAACGCUACCCAGAUGUGCGCCAGUAUGAUCACCCAGACGACCCUCGUCUGGAGUGGCUCGAGUUUUCAUUCCCAGCCUAUCUCGAGCAGAUCAAUAGCACGGCAAGCCCAUCACAGUUCCUGACGACAGAAACCUACGAAGCGCUUCUCUUGACAACAUACUCGACAGUUGCAUGUGUACAACACCUUCUCACCAUGGAAGGGUUUGGAUUUGUACUGACCAGGAAGUUCAGUAGCGACGCCAUUGAGUCCCUGUUUGGCUCAUUGAGACGAUCUCAAGGGUGCAAUGACCAGCUUAGCGUUUGGGAUGCAAUCUCAGGAAUUGAAAAGAUCCUGAAAACUGGUCUCAUCACAGCUUCCCAGCAGAGCAAUGUGUCACAUGCUGCCUCAACCUCAUCGGGUACGACUUCAGCAAUUCGGUGCAUACCACCAACAGUGUCAGCUGCCACGCCAUUCCAACUUCCACAGAGUGCAGCGGAAAUCUUAGAAAAGCUGUCAGAUCCCAAUGUACAAUACCUGCCAAGCCUCGAGCUGUCGGCGACAGUGCACGUUGGGGGCUACAUUGCCCGUCUUGUACAAGAACACUUUUUAUGCUUCUUCUGCAUACCCCUUCUUACAAAGCCGAAGACAAACAGUGCCUUGCAAGGGAUCACAAACCACCUGGACCGGGGAGGCCUUUUGUAUCCCUCAGAUGAACUCGCCCACCUUCUCAAUGUCCUCAGGAUGUUUGCAGGGGAUGUGUUGUCGUACAACCUCAGGAAUUGCCAGCCCCUCGAAACUCUUGUGAAGUUUGCACUGCCAGCAGUGUAUGACUCUCCUUUGCUGCUCUGCCCAACGAACAACAAAGCUCAUCGCCGUGAACUGAUCCAUCUUGUCUGCAAAAAGUUCUUCAGACCGCUCCUUGUCAACUAUGCCUUCUGUCACACAGACAGGAACAAUAGAUUUAAGAUGUUUGCACGAAAGCCUCUAUCUCCAAAGUUUCAGAAGGUGAGGUAG